AUGGUAAAGUCUGAAGAUAAGCGGUGGACAUUUGGCAAUCGGACUCGAUUCGUUGUUCUUUUUUUAGGAAUCUGCUCAAUUAUUUGUAAUCAUGGUGCCUACACGACAAUUAGUUUCACAGUAAUUUGUAUGCACGAUGUCAUUGAAGAACAUGUUGCAUUGAAUCAGACACAUUGGCUCCAAAACUCUGCCGACGUAUCAUUUGUAUUUUCUGCAGGAGCAAUCGGAGCAAUAAUUGGUCUCAUUCCAUCUGUUCCUCUUACUUCUAAAUACGGAAUACGAAACGUUUUGGCUUUCUAUAGUUUCUCUUCUUCGAUUGCGACGUUGUUAGUUCCAUUAGCAGUGUCUAUAGGGUAUUACCCGGUGGUAGCAGCGAGAUUGAUUCAGGGAUUCGGUGCAUCUAUUCUGUUCUCUUCUAUUGGAAGUAUUUCUGAAGGAUGGUCUCCAAUUUCAGAAAUCAGUACUUACAUUGCAUUCUUGUCUGCAGGCUUUCAGCUGAGCAACAUCAUAACAAUGCCAUUAUCUGGAAUUCUUUGUGAAUCUUCAUUGGGUUGGAGAUCAAUUUAUUACAUCUUCGGAGGAAUUGCGUGUGUGGUGACAGCGGCAUUCUAUGCAUUUUUCAGAAAUACUGCUCAAGUUCACAGAAACGUGAGCACAAAAGAAAUGCAAAAAAUUGGUGCUGGAAAAUCUGAAACUUCUGGAAGACGCAAGGUUCCAUACGUAGCAGUCUGCAAAAAUAAAGUGGUGUUGGCCAUCUGGGCGUCGGCUCUAGGAGGCAACAUGUCUCUGAUGACUCUGAUGAUUUAUGGCCCAACAUAUUUGAAUAAAGUAUUGGGUCUUGAUGUGAAAGAUACUGGCUUUGCCAAUGCAAUUCCUUAUAUUCUGGCGACAGCUGUCAAAUUCACUGCUGGUCCAUUGUCUGAUAAACUGACAAGUGUUCCUGACACGUAUAAAAUGAUAUUCUUCGCAGCGGUUGCUCAAGGAGGAAUGGCUUGUGGAUUCUUUGUUAUGGCAUUGACUCGUGUAAAAUUGAUUGCACAAAUCGCCUACACUGCAGCCAUUGUUCUAGCCGGAGUUAAUAUGAUUGGAGUUGUAAAAUGUGCUCAGAUGGUAUCUCGGCAGUACAUCCACUUUGUAAUGGCUGUAAACUCUCUGAUUUCCUGGAUUGCAAUAUUCAUUCUUCCAAUGAUAAUUGGAUAUUUAUGUCCAAAUCAUACACCUGAAGAAUGGUCUGUAUUCUACAUUGCUGGUGGAAUAUGGGUUAUUGUUAUGAAUAUUCCAUUCCCAUUCUUGGCAACAACCGAAGCCGCAGACUUCACGAAACCAGGAUUCGGAGAGAAGAAAAUUAGAGAUGUUGAGAAAAUUUAA
Molecule: messenger RNA, 1368 nt
Organism: Caenorhabditis remanei
Lineage: Eukaryota; Metazoa; Nematoda; Chromadorea; Rhabditida; Rhabditidae
Exons: 10
Coding region: 1-1368 (455 amino acids)
Biological process (GO): transmembrane transport
Molecular function (GO): transmembrane transporter activity
Source: RefSeq, a predicted model, not a curated record